This is a messenger RNA of Aegilops tauschii subsp. strangulata, 507 nucleotides long. Lineage: Eukaryota; Viridiplantae; Streptophyta; Magnoliopsida; Poales; Poaceae. The record is from RefSeq and is a predicted model, not a curated record.
AUGGGCGGUCUGGGCGUUCUAAGCCUUGACAAAUUUGCCACUGCCCUCCGCUUGAGGUGGCUUUGGAACGAGUGGGCGGAGCAGCCAAAGCCGUGGGUUGGGUUAGGCACCCCUUGCACCGAGGCUGAUAGGGACCUUUUCGCGGCAGCAACGAGGGUCAUGGUUGAAAACGAAGACAAGGCUUGCUUCUGGACGUCCCCCUGGCUUGAUGGUCUCAGGCCGAUGGACAUCGCCCCUAAAAUCUUUGAGAUCCCCAAAAAGAAAGAUUGUUCUGUCAGGAAGGCCCUCACUGAUGAUCUAUGGAUUUCGCAAGUUGACAUGGCAAAUGGCAUUUCCGCCGGGCACAUACAGGAGUUUACCAUCCUUUGGGAGAAGUUGGAUGGGAUAACCUUAGAUCAAGCCACGAAUGACACGAUCAUUUGGAAACUUACAGAGCGCGGUAUCUACACUCCACUUCAUCGGCCUAUUCGCUACAGUUCGAGGGGCGCACCUCCACACCACUUCUAA